Ceratotherium simum simum (southern white rhinoceros) is the source of this 2857-nucleotide messenger RNA. Lineage: Eukaryota; Metazoa; Chordata; Mammalia; Perissodactyla; Rhinocerotidae. The record is from RefSeq and is a predicted model, not a curated record.
UUUUUUUCCUCUUAGAUUCCAGUGCCUAUUGGAUUUUUAUCAAAAAAAAAAGUUUAUGGUAUAAAAUUACUUAUACUGUCGAUGUAGAUCCAGUACAAUGAUUCAGUAGAAGACCACAGAUCAGGCACGAAGGAGCCUGGCUACUGAAGGAUGAACGGUGAGGAAGAAUUCUUUGAUGCCGUCACAGGCUUUGAUUCUGAUAACUCUUCUGGGGAAUUUUCAGAGGCAAAUCAGAGAGUCACUGGAGUGAUUCGUGUGGACACCAGCAAAAGUAAUGGGAUUGGCAAAGUUGGGGAGAGACCCCCUCAAGAGAAUGGACUUCAAAAGCACAGGACGUCCUUACCUGCCCCAAUGUUCACCAGAAGCGAUUUCAGUGUGUGGAGCAUAUUGAAGAAGUGCAUUGGCUUGGAGCUGUCCAAGAUCACGAUGCCCAUCGCCUUCAACGAGCCUCUGAGUUUUCUGCAGCGGAUCACGGAGUAUAUGGAGCACGUGUACCUCAUUCACAAAGCCUCCCGCCAGCCACAGCCGCUAGAGAGGAUGCAGUCUGUAGCUGCCUUUGCGGUUUCGGCUGUGGCUUCCCAGUGGGAGAGGACCGGCAAGCCGUUCAAUCCACUCUUGGGAGAGACGUACGAAUUGAUCAGGGAAGAUUUAGGAUUCAGAUUUAUAUCCGAACAGGUCAGCCACCACCCCCCCAUUAGUGCAUUUUAUUCCGAAGGCCUCAGUCAGGACUUCCUGUUCCACGGCUCCAUCUACCCGAAGCUGAAGUUCUGGGGGAAGAGCGUGGAGGCGGAGCCCCGGGGCACCAUCACGCUGGAGCUUCUCAAACACGAUGAAGCCUACACCUGGACCAACCCUACCUGCUGUGUCCACAAUGUGAUUAUUGGGAAGCUCUGGAUAGAGCAGUAUGGAACGGUGGAAAUUUUAAACCACAGAACUGGAGAUAAGUGUGUGCUUCACUUCAAACCCUGUGGAUUGUUUGGAAAAGAACUUCACAAAGUGGAAGGGCACAUUCAAGACAGAAACAAAAAGAAGCUCUUUAUGAUCUACGGCAAGUGGACAGAGUGUUUGUGGGGCAUAGAUCCUGUUGCAUACGAGUCCUUCAAGAAGCAGGAGAGGAGAGGCGACCACCUGAAGAAGGCGAAGCCCACGGACAACGGCUCUGAGAAGGCUGAUGGCGACGUGGUGGAUGCCGUGCCUGAGGUUCAGGAGACUGUGCAGGUCAUUCCAGGCAGCAAGCUACUCUGGAGGGUCAACACUCGGCCCCCCAACUCUGCCCAGAUGUAUAAUUUCACCAGUUUUACUGUUAGUCUCAAUGAGCUGGAAACUGGCAUGGAGAAGAUCCUGGCUCCCACAGACUGCCGCCUGCGCCCCGACAUCCGAGGCAUGGAGAAUGGCAACAUGGACCUGGCAAGCCAGGAGAAGGAGCGGCUGGAGGAGAAACAGAGGGAGGCCCGGAGGGAGCGAGCCAGAGAGGAGGCCGAGUGGCAGACGAGGUGGUUUCACCAGGGCAGUAACCCCUACACUGGGACCCCCGACUGGUUGUACACGGGGGGCUACUUUGAGCGGGACUACUCAAGCUGCCCAGAUAUCUACUGAGGGACCGGUGUGGCCCCGGGACCCGGAGACCGAGAGGCUGGACUCCGUCAAGUGGCUACUCAGAGCUUCGGUCUCGGCAGAAACCAGCUUUUCUAAGGACCGUGUUCAUGGAGACGGCACCAUCCCUGGUCGAGGACUUAAUUCUAAUUAACUUUUGAUUGCCAAACAUUUUACUACUGUUGCAGUCUCUUCAUAAAGCUUCACUUGGAUCAUCAUGUUUCAUUAAGGUUUGAAAAGGAAAAUUCUUUGCAGUUCCCUUUUAUGUGACGGAAAUUAGUUGGGCUUGUUUAGCUCAUAGCACCCUCUUAAUUACAAAACUUAUAACUAAAGGAAGUAACAGGAAGGGUCUGUACUCCUCCUUAGAUACAGUGGCAAAGGGCGUCUGAAAGUAUUUUAAAUUUGGACCAAUAACAGGAAAAGAUGGAUCUUGAAAAUAGUCCUGCAAAGAGCUUUAUACAGGCCAGGAAUUGCUCUCUAAAUUAUGGUAAUACAAAAGUGAAGAUUCUCAAAGCAUCAGAUUGAAUGAAAUGAAAAGUUGUCAGAUUCUGUAUUUUUUACCGUUCUCCAAUAAUGUAAAGAUUACUUUUAAAAUAUUUAAGUUAAAACUACUUGAAUAGUGUUUUGCUGAAGAGCAAGAUAUGCAUUAAUCACCAAUUGUAUUCUGUCCAAAAUGAAGCAUUACCAUGACAACCUAGGGUGGCCAGAAACAGAGUUGCUGUCGGAAAGUCCCCAGCUGCUCCCAGCCUUGAAGGGAGCUCCGCCUCUGGCCAUGUCUGCUCCUCUUGUCACCAGGGCUUCAUUGUCACUGCGGGCCAAGCCCAUGUCACAAAGUGAGAGUCAUUUCUUAAAACAUUUCACCUGCACCCACAGCACUCCUGUGUUUUUGUUUUUCCCAGCAUGCAUGUUUAAAAUAAAAGUGAAUCACAUCUGGUGUGCACUGUGGGAGGAUCAGAAGCAGAAUCGACUUACAGUGGUGUAAUUAAAGUUAUUUAACAAAAAAAUAGGUGUAUGUCCAUCUCAGCAUAUGUCUUUAUCAAGUGACUGUUUUCUUUCUGUAGAAAUGUCAAUGCCAUAGAUCAUGGUAGAGCCCUUUGAAUCGAAGACAGUCUGCUGCGUGUGCACACACAUGCAUACACAUGCAUACACACGUGCACACACGCACACCACACACAAUUGUAUGGAGUGGUGGGUUCUCAAUGAGAGCGUCGUCAUUGUGUGUCCAGGCUUCAAAAUCACGUUUGUAAUUAAAACACUUUUAAAA